Sesamum indicum (sesame) is the source of this 459-nucleotide messenger RNA. RefSeq names its product zinc finger BED domain-containing protein RICESLEEPER 2-like. The record is from RefSeq and is a predicted model, not a curated record. NCBI's taxonomy places the organism in Eukaryota, Viridiplantae, Streptophyta, Magnoliopsida, Lamiales, Pedaliaceae.
AUGGGUAUUGAUAGGACUUUUACGAUUGUUCUUGAUAAUGGAUCUUCUAAUGAUGGAGCUAUGGUUUAUUUGAAAAAGAAAUUUGAAAACUGGGGUCAAAAUAUUUUAGGUAGAAAAUAUGUGCACAUGAGGUGUAUAGCACAUAUAAUCAACCUUGUGGUUCAGGAUGGUUUGAAAGGGAAGGAUGAGCAUGAGGCAAUAUCUCGUAUUAGAGGGCCAGUUAGGUACAUGAGAAACUCUCCGGCUAGGUACAAAAAAUUUCAAGAAUGCGCUGAAUUCAUGGAAACAAAAAAAUUAUUGUCUCUUGAUGUACCUACAAGAUGGAACUCCACCUACUUGAUGUUAGAAGCUGCGAUAUGUCUUAAAAAGGCAUUUGAUGUAUAUGAAGAUAUAGAUCUUGCUUAUAAGACUGAUCUUUCAAACAAAUCAUUUGAUGGGGUUCCUAUUGAAUCCCACUAG